Molecule: messenger RNA, 2378 nt
Organism: Monomorium pharaonis (pharaoh ant)
Lineage: Eukaryota; Metazoa; Arthropoda; Insecta; Hymenoptera; Formicidae
Product: cytochrome P450 4g15
Exons: 9
Coding region: 242-1933 (563 amino acids)
Molecular function (GO): iron ion binding; monooxygenase activity; heme binding
Source: RefSeq, a predicted model, not a curated record
AGCAAAUUAAAAGCGCAUUUACCAUUAAAACGUGGAAAUGUGUAAUUGUUAGUAUCUCUACAAUCGCUAUUAGUAAAUGAAAUAUUUUUAUUAAAGUACUAUUACACAUACAACAAUAUAUAUAUAACAAUAAUUUUGGUUUCUUGAAUCUUUUAUCUUUUAACAUUGACACUGUAAUCAAAGAGUGAAUUGUAACCAAAAAGUGAGACAAGGUUACACAAGACGGUACUUUUCAAUUGCAAUGGACGCAGAACUAGUAACGACACCCUAUUUUUCGAUUUUAACUUAUUCCCUGUUGGCUACGUUCAUCACAGGAUUAAUUGCACUGUACUACUAUGUCGAAACCAACCGAGCAGUUCGUUUUGUAAAAAAACUUCCACAUCCACCAGCAUUACCUAUUUUAGGCCAUUCAUAUAUAACUUUUGGAUUAUCUCCCGAAAAAGUGUUAAAAACAGGUCUUGAACAUUAUACAACACUCACUAAAAACGCUGAUUCUAAUCUAGUAGCCUUGUACUUGGGUACAAAAGCAUUAAUCUUUUUGAUAGAUCCAGAAGAUAUUGAAGUAAUCUUAAGCAGUUCUGUGCAUCUCGAUAAAGCCGAAGAAUAUAGACUGUUCAAGCCGUGGCUAGGGGACGGUUUAUUAAUCACAAAAGGCAACAAAUGGCGCAGACACAGGAAGGUAAUUGCACCUACGUUUCACAUGAGUAUCUUAAAGACGUUUGUACCGUUAUUUUAUGAGAACAGUAUAGAUCUUGUAAACCGACUUCGCGAGAAAGUUGGAAAGGAAUUCGAUUGCCACGAUUAUCUAUCUGCCGUAACAGUUGACAUUUUAACGGAAACAGCAAUGGGAAUCAAGAGGGAAAAAAGACAGAAAACCGGAUACGAUUAUGCCCAGGCUGUGAUGAAAAUGAGCGAUAUCUUACACCGAAGGCAUUACGAUCUCGCAUUACGUUCAGAUCAGAUUUUCAAAUAUUCUAAGUUUUCCAAAAUUCAAGAGAAACUGUUAAAAACUAUUCACACACUGACAGAACACGUAAUCCAUGAGAAAUCAAUUGACGUUGAGGAAAAACAUACGAAAGAGCAAAAACUAAAAGAAGAACAAUACGAUAAACCAAGUGAAAAUUUGAAUGUAACCGAAAAUACCAAAAACAAAGACGUUAAUUACAAAAUGCAUUACGUAAGAGAUGAUCUCGAUGACAUUGAUGAGAAUGAUGUAGGUGACAAAAAACGACUUGCCUUCCUAGAUAUGAUGUUCGAAUUAAAAAAAAAUGGGCAGAUGACUGACGAGGAAAUUUGGGAGGAAGUGAACACUAUUAUGUUUGAGGGUCAUGAUACCACGGCAGCUGGCUCGAGUUUUGCACUUUGUGUCUUAGGGAAUCAUCCAGAUAUUCAGGAUCGUGUACAUGAAGAAUUAGACGCAAUUUUUGGCGAUAGCGAUAGACAAUGCACUUAUCAAGAUACUUUAGAAAUGAAAUAUCUUGAGAGAGUUAUAUUAGAAACUCUGAGACUUUUCCCACCAGUACCUUUAAUUGCUAGACAUCUUAACGAGGACGUGAAAAUAGGCAAUCAUGUUCUUCCAAAGUCUGCCACAGUAUUGAUCGUGCAAUUUUUAACCCAUCGUUUAGAGAAAUAUUAUCCAAAUCCAUUAGCUUUUAAUCCAGACAACUUUUUACCAGAAAAAAUGCAACAAAGACAUUAUUAUGCCUUUAUACCUUUCAGUGCUGGGCCAAGAUCUUGUGUGGGGAGGAAAUUUGCUAUGUUGAAAUUGAAGGUGUUAUUGUCGACAAUACUAAGAAAUUACCGUGUAAUUUCUAAAAUUCCGGACAGUAAUUUUAUGCUGCAAGCGGACAUUAUUCUAAAAAGACACGAUGGAUUUAAAAUUAAAGUCGAACCGCGCAAGCCAGCAUUUCCUAAAGAAGAAAAAAUAUUUUAAAAUAACAUUUAAAACGCAGAUGAAAAAAUUGAUAUAUAUGUAUAAUAUGUGUUUAUAUAAUAUAUAUAAUUAUUAUUAGACUUCAAAUUAUAUGCAAAUUGUCUAAUUAUUAUUUUUUGCAUAGUCUGUUAGAGCAUUAAUAAGGUAAACAAAUUAUAAUGUUUUUAACUUAAUUAGUUAAAAACACAUUAAUUAAUUAAAAUUAAUUAGUUAAAAACGUUAUAAUUUGCUUACGUUAUUAAUAUUUUAAUAGAAUAUUUAAAAAAACAAAUAUGCAAUUUGCAUAUAAUCCAAAGUCUAAUCAUUACAUUUAAAAUACUAAAAAUAUCGUUUGACACGCUAUACUUUAAACUUUAUUUAUCUAUAAAACGUAGAUUUGCGUUACUUAUUUGCUUUACUUUAUUUCUUUUUUUGUUAAUUUAAUAAAAGUUAAUAAUUAAUUAUU